AUGGCAGCACAGGUUCUGUAUCGGUUCACACUUCUUGCAGGAAGGCAGAAUGGCCAAAUUUUUAGUGUGGAUGCUGCCAAGAGGAUGGCUGUGGAGCUUGAAGCAGAGGGAAAAGAUGAUUUGGACUUCAAUGUGAACAUCUUGGUUCUUGGAAAAUCUGGAGUGGGUAAAAGUGCUACUAUAAAUUCGAUAUUUGGAGAGGAGAAAGCACCAAUCGAUGCAUUUGAAACUGGGACGACUUCUGUGAAAGAGAUUAGUGGGUUUGUUGAUGGAGUUAAGGUUGUGGUUUCUGACACACCUGGUCUCAAGUCUUCGGUAAUGGAACAGGCUUACAACCGCAAUGUAUUGUCUUCUGUAAAGAAGUUCACGAAGAAAAGCUCACCAGAUGUCGUCCUCUAUGUGGACCGAUUGGAUGCUCAAACAAGAGAUCUUAACGAUCUACCACUACUGAGGACUGUUACUAGUUCUCUUGGCCCCUCUACCUGGCGAAGUGCAAUAGUCACCCUUACACAUGGUGCCUCUGCACCUCCAGAUGGACCUUCUGGCACUCCUCUGAGUUACGAGGCGUUUGUUGCUCAAAGAUCUCAUGUUGUCCAACAGUCCAUUGGACAGGCGGUAGGUGAUCUACGUAUGAUGAGUCCAAGUCUGAUGAAUCCUGUUUCUCUUGUGGAAAACCACCCCUCUUGCCGGAAGAACAGGGAGGGUCAGAAAAUACUUCCCAAUGGCCAGAGUUGGAGAUCUCAGUUAUUGCUGUUAUGCUACUCGAUGAAGAUAUUAUCAGAAGCAAGUUCUCUCUCGAAACCAAAUGAUCCAUUUGACCACCGCAAGCUAUUUGGUUUUCGUGUCCGCUCACCACCUCUUCCGUACAUGUUGUCAUCGAUGUUGCAGUCUCGUGCACAUCCAAAGCUUCCUUCUGAGCAGGGCGGAGACAAUGCUGAUUCGGAUAUAGACUUGGAUGAUUUUUCAGAUUCUGAUCAAGAAGGAGAAGAUGAAUAUGACCAGCUCCCUCCGUUUAAGCCUCUGAGGAAAGCUCAGAUAGCUAAACUCAGCAAAGAACAGAGGAAGGCAUAUUUUGAAGAGUAUGACUAUCGGGUGAAGCUACUUCAGAAGAAACAGUUUAAAGACGAAAUCAGAAGGAUGAAAGAAUUUAAAAAGCAAGGGAAGGUUCCUGCAACUGAUUACGGUAAUCCAGAGGAAGAAGCCGAUGCUGUAGCUGCAGCUCCUGUGGCAGUUCCUCUACCAGACAUGGCCCUGCCACCUUCAUUUGAUGGCGAUAAUCCUGCAUACAGGUACCGUUUCUUGGAGCCAACCUCUCAGUUUCUUGCAAGACCAGUUCUAGAUUCCCAUGGUUGGGACCAUGAUUGUGGAUAUGAUGGCGUUAACCUCGAACAUGGCCUUGCUAUUGCCAAUCGCUACCCAGCUGCAUUUACAGUUCAAAUCACUAAGGAUAAGAAAGACUUCACACUCAGUUUGGAUUCCUCGGUUUCAGUUAAGCACGGGGAGAAUAUCUCGAGCAUGGCAGGGUUUGACAUUCAAAGUAUGGGAAAGCAACUUGCAUACAUAGUCCGAGGUGAAACCAAAUUCAAAAAUUUGAAGAAGAACAAGGCGGCUGGUGGGAUAUCUGUUACUUUUCUAGGCGAGAAUGUUGUGCCUGGUGUGAAGAUUGAGGAUCAGAUAACAUUGGGAAAACAGUUUGUUUUAGUUGGUAGCUGUGGUGCAGUUCGUUCACAGAGUGAUACUGCGUAUGGAGCCAACUUUGAACUGCAACGUAAGGAGCUCGACUCUCCAAUGGGCCAGGUUCAAUCGACCCUCAGCAUGUCUGUGAUCAAAUGGCGCGGCGACUUAGCUCUCGGGUUCAACAGUCUGGCUCAAUUCUCAAUCGGGCGUAAUUCUAAGGUUGCUGUCCGAGCCGGGAUUAACAACAAGCUCAGUGGUCAGAUCACCGUAAGGACAAGUAAUUCGGAGAAUCUCUCUCUUGCCCUGGCUGCUAUUAUUCCAACUGCAAUUUCCAUUUACAGGAAAUUCUGGCCUGGUGUUGCGGACAAGCAUUCAAUUUACUAG
Messenger RNA from Fraxinus pennsylvanica, 2061 nucleotides. The record is from the annotation of a GenBank genome assembly. Lineage: Eukaryota; Viridiplantae; Streptophyta; Magnoliopsida; Lamiales; Oleaceae.